Piliocolobus tephrosceles (Ugandan red Colobus) is the source of this 1272-nucleotide messenger RNA. It is a transcript of the gene PSMG2, whose product is annotated as proteasome assembly chaperone 2. Gene Ontology annotation, biological process: proteasome assembly. The coding region runs from base 243 to 1067 and encodes 274 amino acids. The record is from RefSeq and is a predicted model, not a curated record. Gene Ontology annotation, cellular component: nucleus; cytosol. NCBI's taxonomy places the organism in Eukaryota, Metazoa, Chordata, Mammalia, Primates, Cercopithecidae. The transcript has 8 exons.
CCAUCGCCUUGCUUGCUAGGGUCUGCGGAAGUGCCGCUCGCCCCUCUGCGCGGCCCCCCGGCGGCCUCUUUCUGCCCUCGGAACCGGCAGUUAGCUGGACAGGCCCUCAGGGCCCGGCGCCCAGGGACUCGAAGGACCCGCCUGCGCCCCGCGAGGCCCCGGGGACUCGGGCUUCCGCCUUCCUGCUGCCCUCGUUCUCUCCAGUGUCACGCUUAGUCCCUGCUGGCCGCCCCACUGCGACCAUGUUCGUUCCUUGUGGGGAGUCGGCCCCCGACCUUGCCGGCUUCACCCUCCUCAUGCCAGCAGUAUCUGUUGGAAAUGUUGGCCAGCUUGCAAUGGAUCUAAUUAUUUCUACACUGAAUAUGUCUAAGAUUGGUUACUUCUAUACUGAUUGUCUUGUGCCAAUGGUUGGAAACAAUCCAUAUGCAACGGCAGAAGGAAAUUCAACAGAACUUAGUAUAAAUGCUGAAGAUCCUUUAAAAAGUUCUAAGGAACACACAUUAUAUUCAUUGCCUUCAAGAAAGCUGGUGGCUCUUCAGUUAAGAUCCAUUUUUAUUAAGUAUAAAUCAAAGCCAUUCUGUGAAAAACUGCUUUCCUGGGUGAAAAGCAGCGGCUGUGCCAGAGUCAUUGUUCUUUCGAGCAGCCAUUCCUAUCAGCGCAAUGACCUGCAGCUUCGCAGUACUCCCUUCCGGUACCUGCUUACACCUUCCAUGCAAAGAAGUGUUCAAAAUAAAAUAAAGAGCCUUAACUGGCAAGAAAUGGAAAAAAGUCGGUGCAUUCCUGAAAUAGAUGAUUCCGAGUUUUGUAUCCGCAUUCCGGGAGGAGGUAUCACAAAAACACUCUAUGAUGAAAGCUGUUCUAAAGAAAUCCAAAUGGCAGUUCUGCUGAAAUUUGUUUCAGAAGGGGACAACAUCCCAGAUGCAUUAGGUCUCGUUGAGUACCUUAAUGAGUGGCUUCAGAUAAUCAAACCACUUAGCGAUGACCCCACAGCAUCUACCUCACGGUGGAAAAUACCAAGUUCUUGGCGAUUACUCUUUGGCAGUGGUCUUCCCCCGGCACUUUUUUGAUCUGUUGUCCAUUUUAUACCCAGAACACUUACUACCAACACAACUGUUAAACAUUCUAGACAAAAAAUCAUAUGAUCCGAGAACAUAUUAGGAAAUUACCUUCACCGUAAAUGUCAAAGGAAAAGAUUAAGGAUCUCUUUGCCAUGCUUUUCAUCAUAUGCAACCAAUGUGAAUUUUGUACAAUAAAAUUUUAUUUCCUAAGUAA